AUGCUACUGCCACCGCCAAGAGUCCUGGACACCACAGGAGACGUAUGGCAAAGUUGGAAGACGUGGCGGCAGGAGUUCGAGCUCUUCGCAACGGCAACGUACCUAAACCAGCAACCCAAAGAGGUACAGGCAGCCACUUUUCUCAUGAUUAUCGGAGAGGACGCGCGCAAGACGUAUAGCACUUUUGCUUUUGCAUCGGAUGAAGAGAAGUCGGACGUAGAAGUCCUGAAACUUAAAUUUUACAAGCCCGCACUAAACCUAGCCUAUCACGAGUUUCGUUUUGGAAAGCGCGACCAAAAUGAGGGCGAAAGCUUCAACGACUGGUUAACAGACCUACGAGUGCUAGCAAAAAGUUGCGAGUUUGGGGAACUCGAAGAGCGUAUGCUCAGAAGCCGUAUUAUUCUUGGAAUAAGAGACAAAAAGCUGCAAGAAAAGCUCGUCUCUGAAAAUGCUUCAUUCGCAAAGACGGUAGAAAUGUGCCGCUCGCGAGAACAUGGCAAAGAACAGUGCGAAGAAAUACAGGCACGCCCCAAAAGCCAUUACGCUGCUGAGGCAAAAGGUCGGCGUUGCACAAAGUGCGCAAAGAUACAUCAGACUGACCGUGUCUGCCCCGCAAAAGGGCGCACAUGCAGAAAAUGCGGCGGAAGGAAUCACUUCGCCAUAGCCUGCAAGAAGAUGGCAAAAAACUUUCACUCGAAAGAGCAAAAGGUAGCAUCUAUUGAAACGCAAGACGGCGAAACGCAAGGCGAUUUCUGGUUGGAAACAGUAUCGCAUGUCCAUGGGAAAGACGAUCGCUGGACGGCUACCAUUCAGAUAGAAGGAAAACCAAUUUUUUGCAAGCUGGACACAGGCGCAACCUGCUCAAUUAUCGCGCGCAGCCAGCUGCAGAAAAUAACAAACAAGCAGCCACACGACUGUAACGUAGUUUUAAACACGUUCUUUGGCUUCCAGAAAAAAGCAACGAAACAAGUUCGUCUCGAAGUUGCAAUGAGAGAAAGCAAGAUUCAGACAGACUUUUUUGUUGUAGAGGACGAGGUUGCCGUGACGUUGAGCGGCGCAGUUGCUGAAGAGUUGGGCUUACUAAAAAGAGUCUCUUAUGUCGAGCCACUAGAGCUUUACGAUGCUGCGAAACCUUACAAAGACGUUUUCGAGGGCCUAGGUCAAUUGGAGGGUAUGGUUUACCACCUGAAGCUCAAGCCUGGUUCCCAGGGAGCAGUGAAACCAGCACGGCGGAUUCCAAUAGCAUUGCAAAGCAAGGUGAAAGCAGAGCUGGAUCGCAUGGAGACAUCGGGAGUGAUCGCGCAAGUGACAGAGCCGACGGAGUGGGCCAGCAACAUGGUCGUCGUCACUAAAGGAGAAAAGGUACGAAUUUGUUUAGACCCUUCUGAUCUGAACAAAGCGCUGCUUCGCGAGCACUAUCCAAUGCCAACAUUGGAAGACAUAGCACCUUCGAUCAGUGGCGCGCAGUACUUUACAACUUUGGACGCAGCCUCCGGUUUCUGGCAAAUCAAGCUAGAUGAAGAAAGCUCCAAAAUCUGCACAAUGAGCACUCCCUAUGGCCGUUACAGGCGAGGACGCUGCUACCAGUCACAGAAAGCCACCUGCGACCGCAAACCAUACCCCCUCAAGACGUGCAACGGAGGCUCCACGACAUCAGGACUAAACAACGUUCCUUCUACAACCGAGGCACAAGGUCUCUACCAGAUCUUCCUAAUGGCUCCCGCGUCACAGUGUACAGCGUGCCAUCAAAAACCUGGUCCCCUGCUACAGUUGUCAAGCCUGCCAACAGCCCGAGAGCCUACAUUAUCGAGACCGAAGAAGGGCUCCAGUUGCAGCGCACCAGGGAACACCUCCGUCUGGCACCCACUCCUGCGGCAGACUCAUUGGCGCCCACACAUGCACAUCGACUCACA
Dermacentor silvarum is the source of this 1913-nucleotide messenger RNA. RefSeq lists its product as uncharacterized. The transcript has 2 exons. NCBI's taxonomy places the organism in Eukaryota, Metazoa, Arthropoda, Arachnida, Ixodida, Ixodidae. The annotation marks the transcript as partial. The record is from RefSeq and is a predicted model, not a curated record.